This is a messenger RNA of Salvia miltiorrhiza (redroot sage), 1851 nucleotides long. Its product is annotated as protein DETOXIFICATION 40-like. Lineage: Eukaryota; Viridiplantae; Streptophyta; Magnoliopsida; Lamiales; Lamiaceae. Gene Ontology annotation, cellular component: membrane. Gene Ontology annotation, biological process: xenobiotic detoxification by transmembrane export across the plasma membrane. Gene Ontology annotation, molecular function: xenobiotic transmembrane transporter activity; antiporter activity. The coding region runs from base 154 to 1836 and encodes 560 amino acids. The record is from RefSeq and is a predicted model, not a curated record. The transcript is spliced from 6 exons.
AAAUAUCGCAACACACGAAUCCUUUGCAGCCACUACUACCACUAUAACUCUUUCUCUCUCUCUAUAUAUAUAUAUAAUUUUUUUUGAGACGUCUAUAUAUAUAAUUAAUCGAUAAUAUCCCUUCAUUAAUUUGCAUAUCAACUUGUGACAAAUAUGGGGUCCUUUCGCAACGAACACGUGAACGAACCUCUUCUCCACCACAAGCCGCCGCCGCCGCCGCCGCCGGCGGUGGAGGAAGCUAGCUCGGAGUUAGAACAAACACUCUCCGACGCCACGUUGUCUUGGCGGCGGCGCUAUCAGAAAGCCCUGGUGAUCGAGAUGAGGUACCUUUUCCGGCUGGCCGGCCCCGCCGUCAUAGUCUACUUGCUAAACAACGUGACUUCCAUGUCCACCCAAAUCUUCUGCGGCCAUCUCGGAAAUCUCGAGCUCGCCGCCUCCUCCCUCGGCAACAACGGCAUCCAGCUCCUCGCCUACGGCAUCAUGCUGGGAAUGGGCAGCGCGGUGGAGACGCUGUGCGGCCAGGCCUACGGCGCCGGCCGCUACGAGAUGCUCGGCGUCUAUAUGCAGAGAUCGACGGUGCUGCUCACGGCGGCGGGGAUCCCGCUCACGGUGGCCUACGUCUUCUCGGAGCCGAUCCUCCUCUUCCUCGGGCAGGCGCCGGAGCUGGCGGCGGCGGCGGCGCUCUUCGUGUACGGGCUGAUCCCGCAGAUCUUCGCGUACGCGGCCAACUUCGCCAUCCAGAAGUUCCUGCAGGCGCAGAGCAUCGUCAACCCGAGCGCCUACAUAUCGGCGGCGGCGCUGGCGGCGCACGUGGCCCUCACGUGGGUGGCGCUGUACGUGUUCCGGUGGGGGCUGCUGGGGGCCGGGCUGGUGCUGAGCUUCUCGUGGUGGGUGAUCGUGGUCGCGCAGUUCGUCUACAUCUUGCGGUCGGAGCGCUGCCGCCGGACGUGGACCGGGUUCAGCUCGGCGGCCUUCUCGGACCUCUGGGACUUCUUCAAGCUCUCGGUGGCGUCCGCCGUCAUGCUCUGCCUCGAGACGUGGUAUUUUCAGGUGCUCAUCCUCAUCGCCGGUUUGCUGCCCGACCCGGAGAUCGCACUCGACUCUCUCGCUAUCUGUACAACGCUUCUUGGCUGGAUUUUCAUGGUGUCAGUAGGGUUCAACGCCGCAGUAAGUGUAAGGGUUAGCAAUGAACUCGGCGCCGGGCACCCAAGAUCAGCCGCCUUUACCGUGGUGGUGGCGACGGGAACGUCGUUACUUAUUGCGGCGGCAUUCGCCCUCGUCACCACCAUCCUCCGCCAUAAAAUCAGCUACGCCUUCACCUCCGGCGAGGUUGUGUCCAAUGCCGUCGCCGACCUUACGCCGCUCCUCGCCGGCGCCAUCGUUCUCAACGGAAUCCAGCCUGUUUUAUCCGGUGUUGCUGUUGGCUGUGGAUGGCAAGCAUUUGUUGCAUAUGUAAAUGUGGGUUGUUACUAUUUUGUCGGUAUCCCUCUUGGAGCCCUUCUUGGCUUCACUUUCAACCUUGGCGUCAAGGGAAUAUGGUCAGGGAUGCUUGGAGGCACGCUUAUGCAGACGGUAAUUUUGAUAUGGGUGACUGCUCGUACCGAUUGGAAUAAGGAGGUAACUAAUUAUAUUAUAUUUUGUUGCAUUUUUUUCAUUUUAAUUUCAUCAAUAGUAUUUAAAUAUUUGUCACGAUUUUCAAUUAAAUCUUGGGUCGUUGAGUAUUUUCUCUUACUUCUUUUUUACUCUCUUUUUUUUUCUGGGAAAAUUUGUGAUACAUGUAGUGGUCUAGCGAAUAGCGAUAGAGUGAUUAAUGUUGGAGCUAAUUUUUUGAGAUAACGUGAUCUUUAAAUU